Messenger RNA from Girardinichthys multiradiatus, 1628 nucleotides. RefSeq names its product myoneurin-like. Gene Ontology annotation, biological process: attachment of mitotic spindle microtubules to kinetochore. Lineage: Eukaryota; Metazoa; Chordata; Actinopteri; Cyprinodontiformes; Goodeidae. The record is from RefSeq and is a predicted model, not a curated record. Bases 1 to 1557 code for a protein of 518 amino acids. The transcript has 3 exons.
AUGUACAAUCUCUGCUCUGUGAUUGGCUGCGCAGGAGGUAAACACGGAAGUGCAUCGCCAGCUAACCCUGGGAGGCAGAGGCAGUCCGCAGCAAUGUCCGUCGUCAUCCACACUCGAGGUGAAGCGGGUGGUGGGGUGGCCGCCCACCUUCAGUGCCCCCACUGCGGCCAUCUGUCCAAGAGCCACGCCCAGCAGCUGUCCCACCUGGCGGCGUCCCACCCCACCUGCCUGGACGGCGUGGCGGUGGGUCGCCUUGGCAACAUCCUGAUGUACCAGAGCAGCGGGCGGCUCUUCCACUGCUCCGAGUGCUUCUACACGUACCGGGACUUCACCAAACUCUACAAGCACAUCAUCGCCCGACACUGCAUGGUAAAUAGGGAGUGCGGAGGAGGGGAGGAGGAACAGGGAGAAGAGGAGGAGGCUCCUGAAAAAAAGAGAACUACGGAGGAGAGAGACAAGGAGGCUCCUGAUAGGAUGAAAUGUAAGGAGGAGGGAGACGAGGCUCCUGAAAGGAAGAGAGGUGAAACGGAGGAGGGUGAGAAGGAUGCUUCUAAAAGGAAACAGGGCGAUGAGGGUAAGGUAAAGGAAGAGGAUGGAGAAAAGAAAGCUCCGGAAGAACACCAAAAUAUUGAAGGUCCUAACAGGAAGAGAAGCAACGAGGGUGAAGAGGAGGGUGGUCCUGAAAGUAAAAGGAACAGUGAGGAUGCAGGAAAGGAAGAAGAUGGAGAGAAAGACCCUCCUAAAAACAAACAGAGCGUUCAGGGUGAGGAGGAGAAAGAGAGAGAGACAGAUGCUCCUGGAAGAAAAGGGAGCAGUGAAGAUGAUGCGGAGGAAGAGCAGAACACUGAGGUUCCUGCAGAGGUGAAAACCGGCGAUGAAGAGAAGAAGUGCGUGCUGACGUACGAUGGCAUCUUGUUCCACUGCAAAAUCUGCGGCUGGAGCCACAAACAGAAAUCCGUCUCCGUCAGCCACAUCGUGCGCAAACACGAGAUCCCGAAAAUAUACGCCAGCCACGCCCUCACCAGGAGCCGGGAGGUGCAGAUGGGCGGGGUCGAGGAAGAGGACGGGAUAGGGCUGAGCGAGGAGAUGAUGAAGGAGGAGAUAAAGGUGACGGAAAAGUUGGUGGGCUUCGUCUCUCACCGCUUCGUGUGCCUGGUCUGCAACUGGAGGAGCAAACUCAAAGGGUUCGUCCUCACACACAUCGAGCGACACCACGACGUGGAGCGGCGGUACGGCUGUAAGGAGUGCCCCCAGAAGUUCUUCCUGCCCAGCCGACUGCAGCAGCACGUCCGCACCGCCCACCGACCUGGACGCUACGCCUGCCCCUUCUGCUGGUUCCGCUCAGAGUUCCUGGGAGGCUUCAGGCGGCACUGCAGCCGCUGCAACGCCCGGGAGGAGGAGGGAGGCAUGUCUGGAGGAGGGGGAGGGAGAGGGGAGCUGGAGGAAGAGGUUGAGGAGGAGCCAGAGGAGAGGAAGGAGACAAGAGGGAUGAGGAGGCGCAGGAGCUUAGAGAGGAGGGGGGAAGAGGAAGAGCAGGAGGAUGAGGACGACGAUUAACUAGACUGAGUGUUUUCAAACCAUCAAACCUUUUCAUUAACACAAAAUAAAAUGUUUGUUUUUAGAUUUAA